AGCACCCAUCUGUACAAAAACAUGGUCCAUAGCAGAACCGCAUGGUGUGGUAUUAUAGCUCUGUUAACAAUUAGCAGUGGAAAGUGCGACGAUGAUUUUUGGAGCGAGAAUGACAAUUCAUUCGUGCCGACUCCACCAAGUGAUUAUGCCUCCCGAGUGAACCUGGAAGAUUGUUAUGAGCGGUUCUACAAAGAGAAGCGUUUCCUUAUCAACGGUAGCCCAUUUGUACUCAAUGGAGAGCCAGUUGCGUUGGGAGAGUACAGUUCUUUCGUUGCCAUUGGGUGGACUCGCAGCUCAUCAAAAACCGAUUACCUAUGCGGAGGAGUGCUGAUCACGCUGAAACACGCUCUGACGGCUGCUCACUGCGCCGUAGACGCCAACCAAAAGAGUCCAGACACGGUUCGACUCGGGGAAGUUGAUUUAUCCAGCUCGGCCGAAGACCAUAAUGCACAACAGAUCGCUAUCAAACGGUUUGUCAGGCAUCCCGAUUACAGGAUAUCGCGAUCCUAUCAUGAUAUUGCCCUAAUCGAACUGGAACGAAGUGCUGAGCCUGGACCGUUCGUCUGUUCGGCUUGCCUUUAUACCGAACAAAAAUUGAAUUUUGACCAUUUGACGGUGAUGGGAUUUGGUGCCACAAACUUCGGUUCUGCUUCAAGCCCAGUACUGCUUAAGGCGGAUCUUUCUUUGCUUGAAGAAGCAGAUUGCAAAGCACAGUUCCCGGCUAAUCGCAAGAUAGCGGAAGGCAUAAAGUCAAGUCAAUUCUGUGCGGCUGCACCCGAUAAGGAUGCUUGUUCCGGUGAUUCUGGAGGGCCGAUAUUGAUUGAUUUAGUAGAUCCAUCUAGGGAGAAGAAAAUCCCGUUCGUUGCCGGUAUCGUGUCUACCGGGACAGGUUGCAGCGAUGGAUCCAUGGGUUUGUACACUCGAGUGGCAUCUUAUAUCGAUUGGAUCGAGGCUGUCACUGGAGUAUCGUUUGAUUAUGAAAAUUGUACUCGACAUACAGAGUGUGAGAGAUACUAUGAUAGAGCUACAAGCGCAAUUAUGGUACCACAGUUUUAUAUCGCCACUCACGUCUAUUUGAAGAACGACAGAAACGGCGAAUCCAACUGUGGAGGAACGCUGAUAGACUACCGGCACGUCGUCACCUCAGCCGAUUGUGCCAUGGGACAAAACAAGCCAACAUUCAUACUGCACCGGAGAGGUCAUGUCAAUAUCACAAAAAUUACAAUUCACCCCGAAGCUCACAAGGAAGAACACAAUUUGGCUAUUCUUGAAUUGGACAUGUAUCUCAAUACAAACAAAACUUUUUUUUCGGCCGCCCCUGCCUGUUUGCCGAAGGAACCAGCCGCUCCACUUCCGCGACUUUCCGUGUCAGUCGUUGAUCCACAUUCCAAGCAGCAACUGGUCAUGCACGCAAUGGUAUCCCAGGAAACAAAUUGCGCCGAACAAUUUAUAUGCACAAAGAAUAACGAAGAUCUGGCUCCCGAAAGCUGUGCGGUGCAACCCGGAGCAUCCGUUACGAGCAUUCGCUCGUUCAAUGAUGAAGUACAAUUCAUAUAUGGCGUUAAUACGGAGAGUUCCAGCUGCGCAGGCCGAGAUGUACAGCUGAAAGCCGUUUCAAUUGCUCGGCAUCGCUCCUGGAUCGAGUCAGUAGUUCUGAAUCACAAAGUACAGGCGAGAAUACCUGAGGAAGCUCCCAUGCAACAGGAAUACUUCGAACGUCCUUGCACUGCUUGCCACUACUAGCGCAACAUCGAAAAGGGUUGACGAAGAUUAAGCACUGCUUGUUCGAAAAAUUUCAACCGAUCGUUUGCUGUCCGAAUGCUUAUCUAUAAUUUAGAAUCUUUAAAAAAAAUUUGAUCCUUUUAUGAAUAAGACCAAUCAGUAAUGGAAUAUGUCCUUACCUGCUGCUACCCGCAUAUUACUUAAUGGUGAUUGUACUUCCAGUCCUAGCAAGUUCCAAAAUUGAAUUCCAAUAUCCAAAUCAAAACAGCAAAUACACUUUCAAAAUACAAUCACCAAAUCAAACCUAAAAAUUC
Molecule: messenger RNA, 2036 nt
Organism: Armigeres subalbatus
Lineage: Eukaryota; Metazoa; Arthropoda; Insecta; Diptera; Culicidae
Product: urokinase-type plasminogen activator-like
Exons: 5
Coding region: 22-1743 (573 amino acids)
Biological process (GO): proteolysis
Molecular function (GO): serine-type endopeptidase activity
Source: RefSeq, a predicted model, not a curated record